This is a messenger RNA of Mus pahari (shrew mouse), 1062 nucleotides long. It is a transcript of the gene Psmg2, whose product is annotated as proteasome assembly chaperone 2. Gene Ontology annotation, biological process: proteasome assembly. Bases 65 to 868 code for a protein of 267 amino acids. The record is from RefSeq and is a predicted model, not a curated record. The transcript has 7 exons. NCBI's taxonomy places the organism in Eukaryota, Metazoa, Chordata, Mammalia, Rodentia, Muridae. Gene Ontology annotation, cellular component: cytosol; nucleus.
UUCCCAAGGAGGUGGCCUCGCUCUCCCGGCGGGCGCUCGAACUGCUCACACGCCCACUGCAGUCAUGUUCGUCCCCUGCGGGGAGUCGGUCCCCGACCUAACGAACUUCACACUCCUGAUGCCAGCAGUAUCCGUUGGAAAUGUUGGCCAGCUUGCAAUAGAUCUGAUUAUUUCUACACUGAACAUGUGUAAGAUUGGUUAUUUCUAUACUGAUUGCCUGGUGCCAAUGGUUGGAAACAAUCCAUAUGCAACUGAAGAAGAAAAUUCAAAUGAACUCAGUAUAAAUACUGAAGCUGUCCUGCAUAUCCACCUCCAGACACACUCUGCCUAUGGUGGUCCUCAGACACUAUCUGUUCAGGAGUAUAAAUCCAAGUCAUUCUGUGAAAAACUGCUGGCCUGGGUAGAAAGUAGCGGCUGUGCCAGGAUCAUUGUUCUCUCAAGCAGCCAUUCAUAUCACCGCAAUGAUGCCCAGCUGCGCAGUACUCCCUUCCGGUAUCUGCUUACACCUUGUUUACAAAAGAGUGUUCAAAAUAAAAUAAAGAGCCUAAAUUGGCUAGAAAUGGAAAAGAGUCGGUGCAUCCCUGAGAUGAGUGAUUCUGAGUUUUGUAUUCGCAUUCCUGGAGGUGGAAUCACAAAAACACUCUAUGACGAAAGCUGUUCUAAAGAAAUCCAAAUGGCAGUUCUGCUGAAAUUUGUUUCAGAAGGGGACAAUAUCCCAGAUGCAGUCAGCCUUGUGGAGUACCUUAAUGAAUGGCUUCAGAUAAUCAGACCAUGUAGCGACGGCCCCACGGCGUCUGCCCUGCCUUGGAAGAUCCCCAGCUCUUGGCGGCUGCUCUUUGGCAGUGGGCUUCCUCCCGCGCUGUUUUGAUCUGUUUUCAGUUUCUCCCUCAUCCUGCAGAGAUCACAAAACCGGCUGUGGGGUGUGUGCUGUACAGAAUGUGUGCUGCCCAGGAUGUGUUAGGAGUGAUAUAGUAAAACCUCGAAGAAGAGAGGUUGUAGAGGUGGUUAUGUUUGUUAUAUACAAUAAAUGUAAAUUCUGUACAAUAAACUUUAUUACCUAAA